UAAGCUCUACUUUCGAUUCAGAGCUGAGAUUGACAAGGAGGAAAUCUGAAGAUGGCAGCGAUUACAAAGGCGAGGAUUCGGGUCGAUGUAGUUAGUGACAUCAUCUGACCAUGGUGUUGGGUCGGAAAGAGAAAAAUGGAGCAAGCGAUGGAACUUCUGAAAGACAAGUAUGAAUUUACCAUCCGCUGGGAACCGUUUUUCCUCCGACCCGACACCCCUCCUGAAGGUAGGCCAAAACCGGCCGCCUAUAUGGAUCCCUCCAACCCAAGACUGCAACACCUGAUAAAUGCUGGUGCAGCUGUAGGACUGAUUUUUGCUAAUAAGAGCCCAAUAUUCCCUAGUACACUGAAACCUCAUGCCUUGCUGGAGUAUGCCAAAGACAAAAACGGUGGCAUCUAUCAGAAUGAUGUUGCAGAAAAACUUUUCAAGAAAUACUUCACUGAUGGAGAUGUCCUGGGGGAGGAGACACUGUUGGGUGUGGCUGAUGAAGCUGGAUUAGACAGGUCAGAGGUUAGCUCUUACUUGAAUGACAAAGACACCCUGCGUAAGGUUUUCACAACAGCUACACAAUGGUCAUCACAAGGGAUAUCAGGUGUUCCCACAUUCUACUUUAACGGGAAACAGGUGUUCUCUGGAGCCCAAGAAACUGAUACUUUUGUAAAGAUGUUUGAUGUCAUUAAUGAAAGGUUUCCACUUCAAACAGAGAGUAAGAAUUAGACUGUGUACGGAGAACUGCCAUCAAUAUCAACAAAAAUAUCUACUAUUAUAACCAGUGGUGUAACACAUACAUCCACAGAAAGCUGUGGAGCCUGUCUUUAUCAACAUUAUUAGGCAUUAGACAGAAACUUGUGGUACACACUACAGUAUAAUGUAUAUAGCCUUGUGACAUAUAUCAGGAUAUCAAAAAGGAGGUGUUGGUAAAGUCAGGAUUCAUUUAAUCAGUAGUCAGUGAGAUAUUUAUAGAAGAUUAGUCACAAUUACAAACUACAAUGAUAUUAAUGCCAUGAUGUGUAUUGAAAUGUGAUUCUGUGACACGCUGCUGAAUAUGUUAUUGUAGAUAAGUACAUGUUUGAUGUGAUAGGUGAUGGAUUCAUGACGAGCGAUACACUCAAGUCAGUCAGGUAUCGCCCUGAAGAUAAACCAACCACUUACCUUUCAUACUGACUUAGUAUUUAUCACACAAAUACCAUGUUUUGCACCGAAUAUCUUAUGUGAUGAUUUGUGUUCGUAGUUACAUUGAUAAUCCUUAUUAAGACUAGUACCAUGCUGUUUUGGUGUUGAUUAAAAAAAAGCUGAACAAGAUAGUGUCACGAAAAAUAGUAAGAUUUAAUAUAAUAUACCAAAACACUAGUCUUUAAUUACUUUAAUUACUGUUAAAAAAAUAACAAUAAUUUCUCCAAAAUUUGAAAUUAAAUUGAAACUUAUCCAAACUGUUAUUUGAGCUCUAAUGUUAUAAGGUUGCUUGUACACGUAGAUUUGAAAAAAGAAUGAUAAUUUUCAGAAGACUGCUGAGAUGGUGUUUUGUAAUAAUGUACAUACCUGGGUUUUAAUUUUUAAUAAUAAAUGAUGUAUUUAUG
Messenger RNA from Ylistrum balloti, 1577 nucleotides. RefSeq lists its product as uncharacterized. NCBI's taxonomy places the organism in Eukaryota, Metazoa, Mollusca, Bivalvia, Pectinida, Pectinidae. The transcript has 4 exons. The coding region runs from base 136 to 717 and encodes 193 amino acids. The record is from RefSeq and is a predicted model, not a curated record. Gene Ontology annotation, molecular function: oxidoreductase activity.